Molecule: messenger RNA, 1563 nt
Organism: Symbiodinium sp. CCMP2456
Lineage: Eukaryota; Dinophyceae; Suessiales; Symbiodiniaceae
Source: the annotation of a GenBank genome assembly
AUGCUUUUGAUUUCGAUUUUCGUCCGGAGAAGGCUUGCCACUGGUGUGGUGGAUUGGCCAAAACUGAAGAAGCAGAUGCAGGUGAUCGCAGGCUGGGAUCCGGGCAAGUCUGCCAUGAUGCAACAGGUGCACAUUGAUUUGCUGGUGGCUCUAUGGGGGCGUGUGAAGGAAUGGCAUCGACAGGACACCGAUUGUCCCUUGGGGGAGUUGUCCUUCCGGUGGCAGCUCUUAGCAAGUCAAACCUCUCAGGAGCUGUCCGACGCUUUCCAACAUAUCAGCGAAGGGACGGAGGGCACAUGGAUCGACUCCUUGAUGAAAUCUGCCUGGGAGGACCUGAUGAGUCUGUCGGCGACAUGGCAGGAGAUCGUGGAGUCGCGGUGGCCCAUUUUCAGCGCUGUGGCGAUGACAGCCGGGAAGCUGUCGGGUCGGAGGAGCCUCGAUCAAAGAACUGGAGGGGCCCAGGUGGUCAACCCUGAGCCCGGGGAUUGCAGGCAUGAGGAGACGAGGAGGCGCUUCGAGGAACUCCUGGACGAGGACCUCAUCGCGAGCCCGAAAUUGCUUGAGUCGGCGCUCGCCACGGAGUGGGUCCGCCGUUGCCCAGUAGCAGUUGCCACAGUGUAUGUUUUGGCAGCUGAGUUUCACCUGCGAGCCCGUGAGGACGGAUUACUCCAGCAACCCUCGGAGGCAGAACGCGGCCUUCUCCGUCGUGCGGAGGGCAAGAUUCGAGCCCAUCGAGACAUGCGUCUCCUGCUCAGCUCCUGGCCUCUCUGGCGUGCCUUAGACCGCUUCACUUGCUCUGGCGUGAUAAAUGCCACUGUGGUCUCCACGUUGCCGCCUGCAAAGGGCUGGCUCUGGCUCUUUGUAAGCCGAGCUCGGGCGGCCGACCAGGACCUCGUCGUCUCCAACAGGAUCAGAGCAGAUCGUGCGGUCCACUGCCCGAGGGAGUUCACUGCUGUGAUGGAACGGGUUGCUCAAAGUCAGCAACCUUCCCGCAACAAGCUGAAGGUGGUGGAGGUUGGUGCUCAUUACGGAGACUGCUCGCUUUGGGCAUCUGCUGUCUUCAGCCCCAAGGUGAGCUGUGUCGGCGUCGAGGCCGACCCUUCUCGCUGGGAGCGCUUCCAGCGAGCCAAGGUGGCCAAUCGAUUCGAGGACGACACGCUUGUGGCCUUGCAUGGCUUCGUGGCCGAUCCACUGCAAAGCUCAGUGGUUCAUGACUUUCAAGAGAGCCAGUACUUCCGGUUCAUUCCCAGGCUGACCGUGGAUGGCAUCAUCCGAGAGCCUGUGGACGUUCUCAAGGUGCACACCAAUGGAGGUGAGCACCUGGUGCUGCUCGGAGCACGUGCCACGUUUGCCCGUGGUGUGCGAGCAGUCGUGGUUGCAGUCUUUAACUCGACAUUGGGCCUAAGAUCGGCCCGGUUUCUGGCAAAGCGAGGUUACGAAGUUCGAAUCGGCAGCCAGCGAUUGCAGCCUGGCAAGCUGCGACGUGCGUCUUACGUUGGCAAAAUCCUCGAGGCGGAAGGGCGAAAACAGAUGGUCGGCAUACAUCCAAGGCUCGUAUCUUGA